AAAAACUUCAAAUACUGUCAGAAAUAGUAAAUGUUUUUUUAUGUUGGUAUAAUUUGUUUGUAAAGUACGGUUUUUUAAAGGACAAGAAAACAAUCAUGGAUGAAACGGUUUCGACAGUUGUUCCCGUCAGUAUUACACCGAAAAAUGUUUAUGGACUACGAAAUGAAGUCGAUGGAAAUAUACAAUUUAGUUUUAACGAUGAAGUCAUUUAUCCAGUGGAAAGCGUGCUGGUUUUUCAUGAUUUUAAAACUAAUAAACAACGAUUUUUAAGAUUUCCCGAAAAUACAGUACCAUCAGUAAUAUCAAUCAACCCAAGCCGAAGAUUACUAGCCGUUGUCGAAAUUACAACUUUUAAAGAAAAAACUACCAACAUAUCAAUUUAUGACACUGGAACACUUAAAAAACGUCGUAAUUUUCAACUACCCAGUGAUGCCAAAGAUAAAGAAAUCUAUAAAAUUAUCUUUGUUCAUGAUUCAAGAGCAGUUGUUGCUUUGACAAAAACUCCAAAUGAAAUUCUCUACAUGAUGUUUUUCGAUAAGACCGGAACUAUUGUAGAAUCUGUUAUAGGUCUACCAAAUCAACGAGUAACAGCAACAUGUAUUGCAGGAAAUCCCCAAGACACCGGUAUGGUAGCUGUUUGUGGUGAUGGGAUUCUAAAACUUAUGUCAAAAUCAGAAACAGGUUUUACAUCUAGUGCCACUAUUAAAGCCCACUUUGCUGUCAAAUCGAUGGCAUGGUUAUCAAUGGAGACUUUAUUAUUGGGUUUAAAUAAAAAUAAACUAGCACUUAUCGAAAACGGUGAAGUUAAAUCACAAUUUAAUGCUGCCGAAUUGGAUCUAAUUGAUUUGUCAAAAGAUCCAGAGACAGAAAACGAAGAUGGCGUCGACCAUCAGGCUACAACAACUACAGUUGGUGCUGAAUCUAAUGAACCUGUCAUAUGUAUGAUUGCAUUGUCAAGAUGCUUAGCAUAUGUUAUUGGUGAUAAAGUAUAUUUCUUUGAGAAAGUAUCAAAAUACCAAUAUCAAAGGGUUGCAAUUAUAAGACUUUAUAAAUAUAUUUACUCGGAGAAAUUUUAUCAAAUCAAAAAUUUGGCAAUAAAUGCCCAACAAGAUACUGUCAUAGUGACAGCUGGUCAUAGUCAAAUUUAUGAAUGUAAUGUAAAAGAAAAUAAGUCUGGAGAAGUUACUACUUUGAUGAAAUUUACACCACUUGGAGAACUUAUUCAUAUCGAUGAAAUUGUUGAUAUUUCUGUUUGUUCAUGGAGAACAAUUAUUAUGACAGCAUCCAAGGAUCAAACCAUUAGAGUAUGGAACUACGAAACCGAAAAAGUGGAAUUGGUCAAACGAUAUCAAGUGGACAUUACUGUCACUGAAUUGAACGCAACUGGACAAUUUGCUGCCAUAGGCUUUUCAGAUCAACUUAGAAUUAUGCAAAUUUUCAUGGAUGACUUAAAUAUAAUAAAAACCUACAAUUUUCCACGAUGCUCUCAAGUAAAAUAUUCAUACUUUGGUCAUCUUAUGGCUGCAGCAUAUGAAAGUUUUAUUUCCAUUUCGUCAGUUUACAAUCUGGAUGUAAUAAGAACUUUGAAGGGUCACAAUGGAAAUGUACUCAGCCUUGCUUGGUCACGAGAUGAUAAAUACUUAAUAUCUGGUGGAGCUGAAGGUGCAAUUUAUCAAUGGGAUGUCGAAACUGGACAACGUAUUCAAGAAAUUGUUCAAAAAGGAACCGAAUAUCGUGCUCUUUGUUGCUCUUCCGAUCCAUUAUCGAUCUUUGCUGUUACUGAUUCGGGAUUUCUCCGAGAAUUGAAUAAUUCGGAAAUCAUUCGAGAGCUCCAUACUCCUAAAAAAGAACCUUUUCUGUCAUUAGCUUUGGCUAGAUCUGAUCUAAUAAUGUUUGCAUCAUCAGAUUCUGGGCAUUUGUACAAUGUUCAAUUGCCAUUUCUUGAUGCUGGAGGUGGUACAUUCACAAAUUAUCGAUUUUUUGAUAGCGCUGUUACGAGAAUUGUAUUUUCUUAUGACGGUACUUUGCUAGUAACAGCUUCAAAAAAGGGAACUUUGGUAAUUUGGAUUUUACAAAAUAUCGAUGGUAAAGUUGCUCCACUUGAUCAAGACCUAUUGAAAGGUCAAGAAGUUAUAAUUCCUCGAGAUAUGUUAAAAGAAAAAAAUGAUCAAAUUACCAAUCUUGAACUUCGUAUUCUUCAACAAGCUGCUGAAUUUCAAUAUCAAGAAAGUCAAAAUGAAAUAUUUGAUAGUCAACAAUUGGCUGAUGUACAUAAAGGUUAUUGUCAAGCUUUAGAAGCUCUAAAGACACGAAAUAAUGAACUUGAACAAAAACACACCGAAGACUUGAAUGAAAUAACUUUUCGAAUUAACGACUUGAAAGCUGAACACCGCAAACAGAUUCAAAACUUAUCGGAUCAAUUUACUGAACGCAUGUUAAUGGAGUAUCAAAAAUAUCAAUGUUUUAGUAAGAGCAGUAAUGAAAUUCAAGAUGACUAUGAGGAAAAGUUAAGGAAAUCAGCUGGACUUUUGCAAGAUACUGUAGAAGCUUUAGAAGUUGACUUCAAGAAGCAACUUGAACAACGGGAAGAACUUAUUCGUGAUCUAAUGCAAGAAUUGCAAGAUGUUAAAUUUGAGUUUAAUGAAUAUUGCCGCCAGGUGGAGGUAGAAAAUGAGAAGAAUACAAUGGAUACUGUUAUUAAGUAUGAGAAUACUUUGAAAGCUGAACAAGAUGAGGAAAUUUUGUGGCGUGGAAAAGCUGGAGUUUUGAAGAAAAAAUCUGAUACUGUUGCAAAGGAGGCUAAACGUCUUUUAGAAGAAGUCGAAUUGUUAAAUGAUGAACACACCAAAUCACAGAGAUUGAUUGGUAAACUUAUGCGUGAAAAAGAAGAUCUUCGGAAAGACGUUCAAGAUCGUGAGUUUGCAAUAAGUGUUAAGGAAAAACGAAUCCAAGAAAUUCUUCAUAAAAACCAAGAACUUGAAAAAUAUAAACAAGUUUUGAGUCACAAAAUUACCGAAUUAAAAAUGCAAAUAGAACCUCGAGAAUGUCAAAUAAAUGAGAAACGAAAGCAGAUUACUGAAAAGGAACUGCAAUUAGACUCAUUGAAUAAGGAAAAUGUUCAAUUAGAAGGACAAUUGAUGAAUUUGGAAGAAAAACAUCGACAAACAGUUGCUGAUUUGAAAGAACAACGUAAUAUUUCGAAAAGUUCUCGGGAAUUAUUUUACGCUUUGUGUUCUGAAAUUUAUAAUGUUGCUGGUAAGAUUAAUAAUCCAGAUGAGCUAAGGGAGGGAAUAAAAGGACUUUUUGAGAAAUAUGCUAGUGAUGAAUCUUUGAAAAAGCACAUCAUUUUAGAAACUCAAGUUAGAGCUGAGUUUGACAGACAGAGGGCACAUCUUGAGGGAUCGAUUGUUGAAUAUAAAAGGAAAUUACAAGAUAAAUCACAAUCAAAAGGAUCGGUUGAUUUAUUGAAGGAGAAUAUGAAUUUGUUGAAUGAAAUUGAGGAAUUGAGGAAAGAAGCUGGUAAAAAUAAUAAGGAACUUGGAAAUUUGAUGAAUGCUUUGAAGUUGACUGAUCGAAAGAAUUCUCAGACACAACAUAGACUAACUAAGACAUUGGAGGAUGUCGAAUCUUAUAGAUUGGAAAACGAAGAUGAAAUUCAAACCUUAAUUUCACAGUUUGAUGAAUUGAAAUUGAAAAAUGAGGAACUUAAAAGAGAAUUGAAGGAGAUUGAUAAAAAUGUAGAGUUUGAAAAAAUGUAUUAAGAACAUUAUUUUUAAGCUUUUUUUUAUACAUUUUUGGAACUUUUUUUGUAAUAAUAAAAAAACAUAAUGGAAUAUUUUU
Episyrphus balteatus (marmalade hoverfly) is the source of this 3840-nucleotide messenger RNA. Its product is annotated as cilia- and flagella-associated protein 57-like. Lineage: Eukaryota; Metazoa; Arthropoda; Insecta; Diptera; Syrphidae. Gene Ontology annotation, molecular function: protein binding. The record is from RefSeq and is a predicted model, not a curated record. The transcript has 7 exons. The coding region runs from base 96 to 3761 and encodes 1221 amino acids.